Molecule: messenger RNA, 3893 nt
Organism: Bombyx mori (domestic silkworm)
Lineage: Eukaryota; Metazoa; Arthropoda; Insecta; Lepidoptera; Bombycidae
Exons: 5
Coding region: 556-3726 (1056 amino acids)
Source: RefSeq, a predicted model, not a curated record
AAAAAGCAUACGUCCACACGUACACAAUCCGUUCGAAAAAAAAAAAACAAAAUAAAGGUGUAUCAUUACUCGGCGUGUCGCAUGCUAUAUUGCUUGGCUUGAAAGAGUCGAAAGCGCAAAGUCGCCGCGGACUAACGUGCGCAGGCUAAUCGCUACUUUCAAAUUAAAUUGAAAGAAAGAAAAAAAAAAACGCAAAACAUUCUUGUUCAAAAAUUCAAUUUACGAACGUAAUGCCGGCACGUUUGUAAACAUGACGUGAAAACAAUUGAAUGGUUGGCCAUUCGAAUCGAUAAUUUGAAAAAGAAAGAAACAAAAUUUUCACGGAGCACUGCUUCAGCUUUUGCUUUAACGUUUUCUUUUUCCCGCUUCAAUUCUUCGAUACAGUGACUUGUGUUUUCCGUUCUGUAUUUUGAUAACCACAACAAUUAAAAAUUUUAAUAUUACGAUUUAGAGUGAGCAUUUUAAAGUUGGUGCAGUGUGUAGAUUUUUCUUUUUCCAUUUCAACGUGCUGCGUGGGCGCGUAAAAAAUUUAAAAAACAAUUUCUUUAUUAUAAUAUGGGUAUUAUAUGGAGAUACACCAUGCCGUUGUUGAGCACGCUGGCUGCUUUAGUGAUAAUUGUGCAUUCCGCGGAGGAAGACUUGGAGUACCGACAGGAUUUACGACCAUUGAUUUUGGACAGCGGAACCCCGAUUUCCGAGAAGCCAUGGAGAGUUGUCGAAACAGAACCAAGCAUUUUAAAAUCAACACAAAGUCAUGUAUGGAACUAUGAACAGCACGAGGAAACACCAAGAAGACGAAGGCCAAGACGUAAACGCAAAAGACGACCGUCACCUUCCGACGACUUAGUUCCAGAAGAAAGAUACGUGUUCCCCGAAGAGCCACCUAGACCAUACUUCGAUUUAGAUCAAUCGUCGUACGUUACAACAGAUGUACCAAAGAGAAGACGUAAAAAAAUUGAUCCUAGGCCAAGCGAAUGGAGAGAAGAGGUCACAGAGGAGAGGCUAUCAAAAAGACGAGGUUUGAGACGAAGAAGACCAACUUCGAGCACUUGGCCUGAAUUCAAUGAAUACAAUGCAGGUCCACCCGAAGAAGCACCAGUUGAAGUGGUCAUUGAGCGAGACGAACCAUUACAUUCGGAAGAUAAAAUUAUAUCGGAUAAACAUCGAAAUCGUUUUGUAAAAAAAGAUAAAGGUGAAGUCAACGACGAAGACUUUGUACAGGAAGCAGCCGUAGAAAAUAACGAAUUCGUUCCCCAAAUAGAAGAGGAAAAACAUAUAGAUAGAAAUAAGAAAAGAGAUAACGAGCCAAACAUAGAAGAUAAGUUUUCAUCAGAAUUUUCAUAUGAAGUGGUACCUAGAGAAAUCAAAACGCGACCGGUUGAAGAAACUUUGAGUAGAAGUGGACAUCUUAGAAACAAAUCACAUGGAGUUGAAAAUAAAAAUAAGGAGACUUCAAUAGAUCCGAUGACAUUGAAAAGAAUUAUAAAACAAUCAAACGGAACCAGUUUAAGUGAGGUGUUGCAACAACAUAAUUUGACAUUGCUUGAUCUACUUCGCGGGAACGAGAAGGCCUUAGCCAUAUUGAAGACAGAAAGCUCAUCGGAAAUCGAGCAACAAAUCCAAACUGGAAAUAAAAACGAUGAAACCAUAGUCAAUGAAGAUGCGAUUAAAAAUACACAAGAUAACGAGAAUAGUGAAGCCAACUCACAAGUUAGCACACAUGAAUCAACAGAGAUUGUGGUGGAAAACAGUACUGCAACCACUGAAGUAAAUCAAGAAGAGCAGCAACUAAAACUCGAAAUAUCCAUUACUACCGAAGCACAGCCAGUAACUACUCAUAGAGCUGUAACGAUUCGUAGGUUCUCACCAUUAAUACGUAGAAAAUUACGAAUGCGACCUAUGUUAAAUGCAACAAUCGUUAAAAAUCAUGUAAACAAAGAUUUGAUAGCGUUAAAUGCAAGAAAAUAUGCUCUUCAUAGAAGAAAUUUUACGAAAACAAAUGAAUCUAAACAUAUUCUUCCUAAAAAUACACAUGUUUCACCCGAUCCUACAACUGAGAUUGAUCAUCCAACUACUACAUUGGCAUCGACAACUGAGGAAAUACCAACGCAACAAGUAUUUACUAAGUACGAAAAUCAUUUCAUAAAUUCUACAAACAGCAUUACGCAAACUGAAAGUACUAGUACAGAAAUGAAUAUACCGUUAAAUACAUUGUUUGACAAUCAAAUUGGAUCUGAAGUUAUUGUCCGGGUAGCUGAAAGUCCAACAGUUACACCAUCUUACAAAUAUUCUAAAAAUUCUUCUUUGGCUCGAAGACAAUCUUUCAACAAUAGACUAAAGAAAAAACGGCUACGUCAAAAAAUUAACACAACUGAACUACCCGAAGAAGACUUUUUAAAGCAUUUAUUUUCCACGAGCAAUGUAUCCUUUGCGUCAGAAUUUACAACGAGAACACAAACAACAAACCCUGCUGUAAUGACUGAAUAUAAAGAAAAAGACAUAGAGCUUGCAGAUUUUAUUACAACACGAAGUCCCAAAACUUCAAGUAAUAGAAUGAGGUCACCGAUAUUUUCAACAACGACUGAACUAUCACCAGAAACUACGGAAAGUUUUACGGAAGAAACAGCCAAAGUCGAAAUCGAAGAAAUUUUGAACGACACUCAAACGAGUGAACGAUUAUCAAAAAUACUAAUGGAAAGGAAUAUGUCUUUAAAUGAAUUAGUGGCACACCGAGAAAGAGGUUCAAGUCAUGUCCAUUUAGCUGAUAUUUUCCACAAUGCUUCUAAAGAACCAAAUCCGCCAGAACCAUUUUUAUCUAAAUCUCUUAUAGAACCAAUUUCUAAAGAGACUUAUCCUCUAAGAGCUAUAUUAGAAGCAAAUUCACAUGAAGCAACUGCAAAAACGACAACAGUCUAUCCAAAUUUAGCAUCGAAUCACGCCAACAUUCCACUCGUUUUAGAUUUCGGUAACAAUGUUAACGAAAACGCUGAAAAUAUGGGUAUAAUGUCUUUGUUUCAAAAUUUGACAAAUGCUAACCUAAUUAGUAAAAAUGAACAAUUUAAGAAGAUCCCUGAAGGCAUCAAACAGUUGAAUGAUACUGGGGAGACAGUAAGAGAAGGUCGGAUCCUGACUGAAAGCAAAGAAGAUAAUAUAGUGAAUUGGAAUCAAAUAUUUACAAUGAUGAGAAACAAUUAUGGAAAUCAAUCGAAUGAACAGCAUUUGCAAGAAGAAACAUCACCUGCACAGCCUAGUUUAAAACCUGUUUCAGAGGAAGACGUAGAUGGCGAUGGUUUGAUUGUUCUAGAAGAUUUGCAACAUCUACGUGAGCUGACCGGCAAUAUUUCACCCGACUACCAAAGUUUCAGUUCUUUUGAGAGAACCGAAUCGUCGCAUGGAGGGCAUGAGAGUAUGUCGAGUCAAACGAAAUCUGUGACAGUUGCUACUGCAAGCAUAGCAGGAUUAGGGAUAGUAUUAUUUUUAUUAACUUACGCUGUUUUUAAAUGGAAGCAUCAAAAAUGUAUGAAUCAUGGAAAUUCUACUGUUUGCGAUCAGAAGAUACCUACACCGGUAUUUGAAUGCAGAAAAAUUCAAAGAAACUCGAGCAGUACCCGGAGUGUCAGUCCAAUGCUUUCAUCAAAUAUUUACACAUUGAAUACAUUGGAUUCUCGUAACGGAAAAGAAUCUCCGGAGUACAUGUGGGAUUCACUGAGAAAGCCUUUUCAAUAAUUAAUUUCUUAAUCUAUUAAAUAUUAUGUUAGUAUAUUUAAUUUAAAACUAGUGACCUGAUUUAUUUAAAGAUCUGAUAAACAAAGAAAAUGAUGUUUUUAUUUUGUAUUCAGAUUAAUGUAGUUCAUGUUAUCUUAAUUUUCAGUAUUAAAUGUUUGGAUUGUUUA